AUGCCUCGUCAAACGCGGUGUACUGCUUCGCCCGGCGCUUCUUCCGACGAGACGUCACCGCGAGGAGACGAUCUUCACUUCUGGCGGAUGGAAUUAUCAUCUCCUUCAAGUGGAGAUGAUCUCCUCGAAGUUCCGGGAGCUUCUCGCAUGGGCCUGCUUCGUCCUUCGCACGCGCCUGGCAAGGACAGAGGCAUCCGUCACACGGCGUAUGAGGAGCGGUUGGCGUGGCGACGCUUCUACUUUCGCACGGCGGAGCUUUUCUCGGCGCAUCAACCUUCAUCUCCGUCUCCCUCUCCUGGUAGAAGGAGCUGGUUGGGAGCUGGCGGCGAGCAAGGGAGUCACACGGGGAGAGCACUCCCUCUCUUGAAGGAGCUGGAUGGGAGCUGGCGGCGAGCAAGGGAGUCGCACGGGGAGAGCACUCCCUCUCUUGAAGGAGCUGGAUGGGAGCUGGCGGCGAGCAAGGGAGUCACACGGGGAGAGCACUCCCUCUCUUGGAGCUGGAUGGGAGCUGGCGGCGAGCAAGAGAGUCACACGGGGAGAGCACUCCCUCUCUUGAAGGAGCUGGAUGGGAGCUGGCGGCGCGCAAGGGAGUCACACGGGGAGAGCACUCCCUCUCUUGAAGGAGCUGGAUGGGAGCUGGCGGCGAGCAAGGGAGUCACACGGGGAGAGCACUCCCUCUCUUGGUAA
Messenger RNA from Closterium sp. Naga37s-1, 687 nucleotides. Lineage: Eukaryota; Viridiplantae; Streptophyta; Zygnematophyceae; Desmidiales; Closteriaceae. The record is from the annotation of a GenBank genome assembly.